AAGCAAAUGGAACCAAAUCUUGCAUGUGGAAGUCUUGGAAGGGAAUUUUUGUUUAUGUAGUGGUUUGAAACCCCUCAUCCUUCUGUAAAGGGGGGUUUUCAUACAAAUGAACCAGACAUUUCUGCAUAACUCAAAAACUAAUUCGAGAAUUAAUCAAUUUUAGGCGAAACGAAGUUCGUCGGGUUAAAUAAUGAAAUAGCUCUAUGAAUAAACAACAGAGCCUGUUAGAAAACAGAUUUUGUACGACUAUCGGCCACCGUGAGACUUCGCGCACGAUUGAGUCGCAGUUGCAGCUCACAGUCAGUCACAGCAGUUCGCCACAAAGUCUAUGUGAAGCGCUCCACUGAAUCGGAAAAUGAGAUGUGAAUAGUGGGAUAGUGGAAUAAUUUAACUAAGAAUUGAUGACUCCUGCCUUAAUAGUGAAAGAUGAGUGGACUGAUAUGGCCUUCAGUCAACCGGAAGAUCAUAAACUCAAACAAGAUGUCAAUAACUAUUGGUAUACUUUGGGUUGCCUCAUUGGAAUCGUCCUGAUGUCGUUUGCUUUGAUCAUCCACUUGAUGGUACCGAAUUUCCGAAAUGUUCGUGGUUACAAGAUAUGUUUUCUACUUUUGGGAAUGGAAUCAAUCUACUUCGCCCAUUUGGCCAUGAAUACACAAACGACACUAAUCUCAUGCCAGGCUCAAGGAUACUUCUACGCAUAUGCGGUCAUAUUCAGCGUGUUUUGGUUGAACGUACUGUGCUUCGAUUGCUUUGCAUUGUACCGCACUAGGGCAGGAAACAGUGCCGAGAAGAAUCGCUUUACGUACGCUUGCCUCUACGGUUGGGGUGGACCGGCGGUGCUAGCUCUGUUCAGUUUGUUCAUGGAACGAGUGACGGCUGUUGACAGGAGCUUCAAACCGAAUUUCAGCACGUGGGCUUGUCAUUAUGAAAGCAACAAAACCGUCGAAUUUUUGUACUACUUUCUUCCACUGCUGAUGCUGAUGAUCUCGGGACUAGUGUUUCUAAUGACGAGCGUCUUCAGAGCGAGAGUGCUUCGCUUAGUCCCGAGAAACGUGGUUCGAUUCGACCGAAGCAAGGACCAUAAGAGACUAUUGUUCACUUUACGACUUUUCGUGGCCGUGGCAGUUGCAUACGCGCUGGACAUUUCAUCGUGGCUCUGGAAUGGCAUACAAUGGAUCCAAUGGGUUUCCAGUUUUUACAUGUACGUGUUAGCCAUCAUGAUAUUUUUACUGUGUAUGUGUAAUUCACACGUUGAACAAUGGUUCGCUGAAGCAUGCUGCUAAUAGAACAUCCACAAUACACAACAUAUUGCUGAAACCUCAUUUCACGUAGUGUGAAAAACUAGUUGUAAGUUAGAAAUCGCAUUAAAGAAGUGAAAAAUUGUAUACCUAUUUCAGGAGCCUUUCUCGUAAAAAAUCUAACUCUGAAAUAAAGUACGAAAAUUGUUUGAACAUUCAAAAAUGAAAU
Molecule: messenger RNA, 1467 nt
Organism: Armigeres subalbatus
Lineage: Eukaryota; Metazoa; Arthropoda; Insecta; Diptera; Culicidae
Product: probable G-protein coupled receptor Mth-like 1
Exons: 3
Coding region: 402-1283 (293 amino acids)
Biological process (GO): cell surface receptor signaling pathway
Cellular component (GO): membrane
Molecular function (GO): transmembrane signaling receptor activity
Source: RefSeq, a predicted model, not a curated record